Parathielavia appendiculata is the source of this 429-nucleotide messenger RNA. RefSeq lists its product as uncharacterized. The transcript is spliced from 3 exons. The record is from RefSeq and is a predicted model, not a curated record. NCBI's taxonomy places the organism in Eukaryota, Fungi, Ascomycota, Sordariomycetes, Sordariales, Chaetomiaceae. Bases 1 to 429 code for a protein of 142 amino acids.
AUGGUUUCGAAGGUGGUGGACUUCGAGUCGGCGGUAGAGACGGCGAUGGAUGCCCACUACCUCUCCACCCAUCUCACCGACCAUUGCUUCUCUCAGCUGUUCGAAGCCGCGACCGAGCUGCUGCUCCGGCAGAUCCAGAGCCAAAUAGAAACCGCGCCAAAUCCCCUCUACUUUUGCUUGUCCCUCCGGAAGCACCAUUCCCUCCAGCCUUGGGCUGGAGCCAUAUCCGAGAACAGAUUCAUUAUUUUAGUUCUGAUUCUUCGAGCCGCUAGACCGAAAUUCACAGUUGACAUUGUUGGUAGUAAUCGGCCCAAGACUCCCCGAGAACCCUUUACUAUCGACCAGCAUUGCAGGCUCGCUCGGGCGAUCCACGCCUUCGGCCUGGCCGACGCCUUCAACUGGCACAAGGCGGUGGAGCUUUUUGGUUAG